Messenger RNA from Lindgomyces ingoldianus, 237 nucleotides. RefSeq lists its product as uncharacterized. The coding region runs from base 1 to 237 and encodes 78 amino acids. The record is from RefSeq and is a predicted model, not a curated record. The transcript is spliced from 2 exons. NCBI's taxonomy places the organism in Eukaryota, Fungi, Ascomycota, Dothideomycetes, Pleosporales, Lindgomycetaceae.
AUGCCUCUAAGUGGAUUUGUGAAGCUAUAUGCAUACGACUAUGAUAACAACGCAUCCGUCCAUAGUGACAACGCAUCCGAUCAUGGUGACGUCGCACCCGACUAUCGUGUGACUACUGCAAACAGGAUUCCUACCGCAUUCGGAUCCAUUGCCUUCCCUGCGCCGUUACAGUCACCCUCUUUCACCUCGUCACCACUUUUCUCAGCUGUAGUACCACGUGACCGCGUCACAAAGUAA